Molecule: messenger RNA, 1257 nt
Organism: Cryptomeria japonica (Japanese cedar)
Lineage: Eukaryota; Viridiplantae; Streptophyta; Pinopsida; Cupressales; Cupressaceae
Product: cytochrome b5
Exons: 4
Coding region: 308-823 (171 amino acids)
Cellular component (GO): intracellular membrane-bounded organelle; membrane
Molecular function (GO): heme binding
Source: RefSeq, a predicted model, not a curated record
UACAGCAUAUGAGGACGUUAAUAUUCACUCUAAGAAUAUAAUACAAAUAGAGAGUCUGAAUGAGAUUUAUAGAAGACAGGACUUCACCAGACGAGAGGUUUCUUAAUAUAAAAAUUGACAUCAAAACUUGGAAUAUCUUCGUCCUGCUUGAUCUCGUUUAUUGAAAAGUAGAAAUCUGCCCUAUUUACUAUGCACGAUCUACAUGGCGCAAUUUUUAUGAUGGAACUUUUGCAGGACUCGUGGGGUAGAAAGGUCACAUAUAAAGAAUCGGAUUUUCGUGUGUAUUCAUUUGCUUACAAGCUCAGCGAUGUCCACUAUUAUGAUAAGGAGUCUAAAACCGAUUGCUCUGAUCAACAAUGUCACAGAUGAUUCCAGAGGUCUUAUGAUUGCUACAUAUUUUUCUAUGGUGAAGUUGAGGCAUAUUUCUCUGGAAGAGGUUAAGGAACACAACACAGAGAGGAGUUGCUGGUUCAUAAUUGCUGAUCAGGUCUAUGAUGUCUCAGACUAUAUGCAUGAGCACCCUGGUGGCUAUGAAGUUCUUUUGAAGGCUUCAGGAGGUGAUGCUACAGAGAGUUUUGAGAAUGUUGGUCACAGCAGCAAUGCUAGAGCUCUCUUAAAACCAUAUUGUGUUGGAUAUACAAAACAAAUACCUGAGAAUGAAAAAGUGGAGGAUUCAGAGGAUAAUGAGAGAAGCUCACGAAAUUUUGAAAGGAUUGUGAUAUACUUUCUCCUCUUAUUUUUGAUGACUUUUGUUGUGAAUAUUAGAUGGACCCCUGGUGCCAUAGUGCUGAUAGCUGCAGCUCUGGUGAAUGAAUACUUUUAAUGCUUAUUCUUAUAUUAGGUAAUCAUUAAUUUUAUACAGAUAAAAGUAGGACACUUUCAAUAUAACUGCAUUGAACGUGUGUUCAUUAAAGUAAACUGACUUUUUGCCUCUUCAUUUUUUGUUUUCCUGGGCAUACAAUGCUCAAAGAGUUACAUGCUUGACCAGUUACCAACACUCUAUCAAAUCCAUACUGCAGUGGGUAUUGAGGAACUUCAAGAAUGAUCUCAAUACUAUUUGUCUUUAAAUGCAAAUAAUAGUGAAUUAAAGACAUGUUUGAAAACUCGAACACAUUGGAAAGGUGGUAAUACCUCAAGAAACCAAGAGAAACCCAACAUCAAUCUGGCUAAAGUUAAAACAUACACCAUCAGAUGAGAACUCACAAUGUAAGAAAAGAAAUCUCAAGGUUGAAUUCCACAGUAACUUCUUUUUUUAUA